CUUUCUUGCGCUGCGCAGUCUUGGCGACACCACCAGAGAGCGAUGCGCAUUUCCUCUGUAAAAUAGAGAGGACCACAGCAUCUGAGGCGGCUUUUCAGAGCCGAGACGGAGCGUUUGCAGAGGAAACACCAUAAUCUGAGGUGGACAUUGCCAAAUUUGGACCUUGACGAAUACUACAGCCAAACCUGAUGCGCCCUCCAAACAGGAUAUUUGACCGAUCUAGGGAGUAUUGAUUUUCAUUUCGUGAUUUACAUAGAAUAAUCCUGGACAUUUCAGUUUAUCAUUUAUUGAAAAAUACACGGUAUAUGCUGCAGGGUGAGAAACCAGCUUUCUUUGCCAGCUGAGAGUUACAUAACCGAGUGGCAUUAGCUGUCCAAGGUGCUGAACUGAAACGGUCGGAGCCUAUAACGGGACGAGCCGAGGGGAAUUCACAACCUUGCAAGGUCACAGGCCUAUCCAUCGGGAGAGAGGAAAGCACGGGAUAGAUCACUGAGGCACCGGGAAGAAGCUGGGUUUUUAUUCACUCAUUUCCUCCAUCGUCCCGAGGUGAAACACAUUCCUGAGGUGGUCCAUUCAGCGGAGAGAAAAUGUCGGGGCAAACGCUCACGGAUCGCAUUGCCGCUGCGCAAUACCAGCUAACGGGAUCAGAUAUGGCCCGAGCUGUGUGCAAAGCCACCACUCAUGAAGUGAUGGCGCCCAAGAAAAAGCACCUGGAGUACCUCGUGUCGGCCACCAACACCACCAAUGUGAACAUCCCUCAGAUGGCUGACACGCUGUUCGAGCGAGCCACCAACGCUAGCUGGGUGGUCGUCUUCAAGGCCCUCGUCACCACUCAUCACAUGUGUGUCCACGGCAACGAGAGGUUUAUUCAGUAUUUGGCUUCCAGGACCUCCCUGUUCAACCUCAGCAAUUUUAUUGACAAAACCGGCGCCCACGGUUAUGACAUGUCGACAUUCAUCAGACGGUAUGGACGAUACCUGAACGAGAAAGCCUUUGCAUACCGCCAGAUGGCUUUUGAUUUCACCAGAGUCAAGAAAGGUGCUGAAGGUGUGAUGAGGACUAUGACCACUGAGAAGCUGUUGAAAGGCAUGCCUGUCCUGCAGACUCAGAUUGACACACUCCUGGAGUUUGAUGUUCAUCCUAAGGAACUGAACAACGGGAUCAUCAACGGUGCAUUUAUGCUUCUCUUCAAGGACCUGGUCAAACUAUUUGCAUCCUACAAUGACGGAAUCAUCAACCUAUUAGAGAAAUAUUUCAAGAUGAAGAAGAGUGACUGUAAGGAGGCCUUGGAGAUCUACAAGAGGUUCCUGACCAGGGUGACAAAGAUCGGAGAAUUCAUGAAACUGUCUGAGACGGUCGGAGUUGACAAAAACGACAUUCCUGACAUCAACUAUGCUCCCAGCAGCAUCCUGGAGAGUCUGGAAACACACAUGAACGGACUGGAAGAUGUAAAGGGUGGAAAGAAGGGUGAAGGGUCUCCAACAAAGGGCUCUCCAACAAACAACGUGUCUCCAACAUCGACCCCGUCCAAAUCUUCAAACGCUGUUCCCACACUGCAGCCUCCUCCUGGGGAGGCUGCUGCUGCUGCUGCUGCUCCAGAGCCAGCUGAAGAUUCCUUGUUGGACCUGGACCCACUGUCCUCCUCGGGUCCCUCAGGAGGAACAUCAGCUGCUCCCACGUCUUGGGGAGAUCUUCUUGGAUCAGAAAUGGGCGAUUCCUUGCUAUCUGAACCCACCCUCACAGCAGAGACCGCCCCCUCCCCUGCAGCAACACCCACUCCUGCAGCGGCUGAAGCUGGAGUCUCUCUAGCUCCUCCCACUAGCACAGCAGCCGCCACUUCCCCUGCCGUGGCCAAUAUGGAUCUGUUGGGAGAUACCUUUUCAACACCCGCUCCUGCCACUGAGGCUCCUGCAGCCGCCGCUGAAGGUGGGGCCGCCACUACGCCCGCCCCUGCCACUAACGCUGGAGCUGACCCCUUUGCUUCCUCGGACGGUAGCACUGAUGUGACGUCUCCUGGUCUAGACCUUUUCAGCAUGAUGACAGCGGAGAAUAAUAACCCCGGUAGCACCCUGGAUGCCUGUUUUAGCUCUGCGAUGCCCUCCCCCUCCCCUUCCCCAUCACCAUUUCUCACCUCCAUUACCAUCACCACCACCGCAACUAUCUCAGCUCCCAUAUCCCCCGGUGCCACCAGCCCUGCGACCGACCUUUUCAGCGCAGAUGUGUUCAGCUCCCCUGCCCCCAUCCUCUCCUCAGCAACCCCACCCAAACUUGACACGGGAGCCAUCAUGAACCUGUUUGGUGAGUCUACAGGAGGAGAUGCCCCAGCUGCUGCUGCUGCUGCUCCCACUCCCGCUGCUGCCCCUGGUGCCGAACUCAUGUCAGUAUUUGAUGGAUUAGGAGAUGUAAUGAAGCCCACUUUGACCCCUCAGGGGGGAGAUGUUGACACCUCCAUGGCUAACAUGGCGAGUAAUCUCACAAUGGGAACCCCAGCGGCUCCUCAGGUAGCUCCCCCAUGUUGGGGUGCUCCCAUGACCGUACCAAUGGGUGUCCCUCCUUUUAUGGGGACUUACCCCAGCUUCAGCAUGCCUGGGGCACCAGGAGCUCCCAUGAUGCCGAUGGCGAGACCAGGCUUCCCUGCGCCAGGAGCGACCCCUGGGGCACCGAUGUCUCCUGGAGCAGCCCAGAGUCCCAGGAAGCCCCCACCACCGAGGAACGCUCUGGAUGACCUCAAUAUUAAGGACUUCAUGUAGACUGACUAACCUGUAAACCCCCAAGGUUCGUCAUUGUGUCUGGAGCUCUGUGGAUGUGGAUGUCUGCACUUUCCCACUGCCUUCCCCUUGGCCACGCCCUUCAGCAUCUUCAGCCAACCAGCCAUUAAUUACAUCGACCAUCUCUGCCCUCCCUCCCCCUGAGACAACCUGCCCCUCUUAUCUAAUGUUGUAGCACAACUGUGAAUGUGAACCCUAGAUACAGAAAACAUAAAUCCGUUUAUGUGUGUGUGGGUGUGCGUGUAUAUCAGUGUUAACCUUUACUUAAUAUACUAUGGAAAAAUGACAAAAAAAAUAAAAUAAAUGUGUAUUUAGAUUCAUUCUGGAUUUCUGCGUAUCAGCUGAUUGAAAUGAUGGAUAUAUGUUGGUUUCUUUGCGCAUCUCCCAAACAAGGACCGUGUUGUUAAAUGUGGACUGUGUUCAGUGUGUGUAACUUCACUGGCCAACCCCCCACUCCCACUCCUCUAGCCCUGUUGUCCAAACUAAUACUGAGCUAUGUUUAUGUCAUUAAAACUUGGUUGUACCUAUAUCUGCUUGGCCAUCCAUCUCCCCACCUGUCAGCAGCUCUGAAUCAAAAUGUACCUGAUAACAUCUUGCACUGCAAAUCUGGACUUAUCAUUGGACUGUGUUCUGUUUCUUUUAUUCUUUGUUUUUUUUAGGGAUUGUGUGAAACAUGCAAAAAUUUGUGAACUGUGUUCAAACUGACAUAUGCAUUUUAGACUAUUUUAAAUGAUAGAUUACACAUAUUUUCUUUAUUUUGUGAGGAGAAAAAUGUAUCAUAUAUUUUUAGUUAUGUCAAAUUACAUGGCAAGUAGACAGAAAAAUCCCGCCUUCUUUGUACAUACAUCUCAAUCUGUAAUCAGGCAGUAUUGGAUGGAAACCUUGCCCUGAGUGUUUACUAUUGCGCCAUCUGUCGGUAUGGUGUGAUACUGCAUCAUAGCAUGCAACACAAGUCAAACUGGGAUGCAUUUUAGUACCCUCAGAGUGCUCCUUUCUUUGUCUCUUUUUUCACAUUACUUUCUGUGAGGGUGGAAAUCAAAGAGACUUGGAAGCAUUAGUGUUUAUGUUUGGAACGUGGCCUCAGUCCUCUUUGGGUCAUUCAGCGGUCGGUACAUUUGGUGAUUGGAGGUUUUCAGGACUCUCACUGUAAAGCACUCAAGUAUACGCUGGAUAUUCCGUGUGUUGUUUAUUUCCAAAAGUGACUGUAUCUUAAUCCAUUGUGGCAUUAACAGAGUGUUGAAAGAAAAAUAAAGACGACGAUGACACAUACAAACAAAAA
Molecule: messenger RNA, 4047 nt
Organism: Notolabrus celidotus (New Zealand spotty)
Lineage: Eukaryota; Metazoa; Chordata; Actinopteri; Labriformes; Labridae
Product: clathrin coat assembly protein AP180-like
Exons: 26
Coding region: 588-2750 (720 amino acids)
Biological process (GO): clathrin-dependent endocytosis; clathrin coat assembly; synaptic vesicle budding from presynaptic endocytic zone membrane
Cellular component (GO): synaptic vesicle; clathrin-coated vesicle; clathrin-coated pit
Molecular function (GO): clathrin heavy chain binding; 1-phosphatidylinositol binding; SNARE binding
Source: RefSeq, a predicted model, not a curated record